GCCAGUCAGUGCUGCCUAUCAGUGCCACCUAUCAGUACCGCCUAUCAGUGCCAUCAGUGCCUCCUCAUCAGUGCCCAUCAGUGCCACCUAUCAGUGCCCAUCACUGCAGCCUCAUUAGCGCACAUCAGUGAAGGAAAAAAAUCACUUAUUUACAAAAUUUUAUAACAAAAACUAAACACAAAACAAAACUUUCAAAAUUUUCAGUGGUUUUUGGUUUGUUUAGCAAAAAAUAAAAAACCCAGAGGUGAUUAA
Molecule: messenger RNA, 252 nt
Organism: Staurois parvus
Lineage: Eukaryota; Metazoa; Chordata; Amphibia; Anura; Ranidae
Source: the annotation of a GenBank genome assembly